Messenger RNA from Cuscuta campestris, 1866 nucleotides. NCBI's taxonomy places the organism in Eukaryota, Viridiplantae, Streptophyta, Magnoliopsida, Solanales, Convolvulaceae. The record is from the annotation of a GenBank genome assembly.
AAGCACUCCUGCCAUCCCAUUGAUGAUGUCGAGCAUGGGGACGACCUUUGCCCCGAUCACCACUAUAGGAUCGAUUGGCAUGAUCCCAAUCAUGUCAACCCCUACUCCUACGCCGACGAAAACAAUGUUCCCAGGCUCGAUAACAACGCAUGGUGGAGCAUUCACACCAUACCCGUCAGCUUGGGCUCAGUUUGCUGCUGACCCGGCAAAUGCUCAGGCUCUACAGGGCUAUCAACAGGUGAUGGCCAUGAUGCAACAGGCAGGAGGCUUCCUGCCAUUUGCCUAUCCUGGCAUGACGCCACCAAUCAUGCCACCACCGGUGUCGACCCCGUCGACAUUUGUCCCUAGGAUGGUCCCUAUACGCCCGGUGAAUCUGACGGGGACCAUGAAUGAAGCAGCGCCCUCAAAUGUCCAUGAAAUCGAUGAGGCGGAGCAGGAGGCGGCCCGCAGGAGGAAGGGUAAGGCUAUAGCCAAACCCAUCAAGACUCGAGAUUCGGCGUUCAAACGCCUAGGGGACAAAGAGGAUGGACCCCGCAAGUCUGCCAAGCUACGUCUUGGUCCUGAGAUGGGCCGGACUAGCGCAAUGGAAAGACUAGGCGGGAGUCGUCACGCCCAAUCCCGUCGUUCUAGGGAAUCUGAGACGAUUCACCAGGACGAGGAGGAAGCAGAAAGCCAGCCCAGGCCGUCGGCAUAUACCAGGCUCUCAUACGAUGAGGAUGACCUGGACAAGAUAGGGAGCGUAGCAAGGAAACUACGUGCCCUGGAGGAAAAGGUGGAAGAGAAGGCGGGAGCAAAGAAGCACACCCUGGCCAAAUCACCUUUUUUGACCAGGGUACAUGCACAAAAGUUGAGGCGGAAGAUCAAGCUGGACGUGGAGAAAUUCACAGGAAAAGAGGAUCCAAACGUCCACCUUGACACCUUCCACAAUGCAGCACAGAUGGCCGGGUGCACUGAUGCUGAGGAAUGCCUACUCUUCUUCUCAUCCUUGAGAGGGAGGCCAGUGGAAUGGUUUAACGGCCUUCCCCAUGGCAGGAUUGGGUCCUUUGAGAAACUUGCCGAAGUUUUCCGCAAGAAGUACCAGGACAACUGCAUCAAGAGGAAGAAGUUCACCUACCUUAACACGGUAGGGCAGAAGAAGGAGUCCUUGACUCAAUUCUUGACCCGCUGGAGGGACGAGGUUGACAAGGUAGAAGAGAUGGAUGAUAAGACGGCCAUGUCUUUACUGAUGAAUGCCUUCCGGUCGGGUGACCUCUACACUGAAUUCGGUAGAAGGCCACCAUCCUCUUAUCAGGAAGCCUACAAUACGGCAUGGGAAUACGCCGAGGCGGAGGUCCUGAACAAGAGCAAGCGGGAGCUAGAGGAAGGCUAUACAAAGGUGAAAUCCGACAAGUCAAGGAAGGACGACCAGACGAGAGGAUCCAAACUAAAGGCUACGUAUGACGGGUCUGUCCAUCAAAUAAGGGAUGAUAAGAAGGGAGAGCAGUCCAAGAGGCCAUGGACGGAGAAGUGGUGUACCUACCACCAAUCUGACUCCCACAAUACGGCGGAUUGUCGGAAUGUCAAGGCUGUGCUCAAAGAGAUGGCCUUGAAAGGAGAGCUUGGGGAAGGUUACGCGACGGGGAAUAAGAAGGACCCGAAAGCGAACACCUGGACCCGUCCUCGGGGAAAAGACCAGGGAAGGAAAAAAUCCGGGAAGGAUAACAACAAUCCGGAUAAAGAAUUCAUUGAGAUGAUUGUCGGUGGCCCGGAAGGCGGGGAUUGUUAGGCUUUUUUUUAGUCUUUAAAUUCCCUUACAUUUACUAAUCUUUGGGUCACCAUUAGUGAGAAUUUGGUUUAAUUUAAGAUCAAGAAAGAACGGUUACCAUC